Molecule: messenger RNA, 2204 nt
Organism: Fundulus heteroclitus (mummichog)
Lineage: Eukaryota; Metazoa; Chordata; Actinopteri; Cyprinodontiformes; Fundulidae
Gene: steap4
Product: STEAP family member 4
Exons: 10
Coding region: 282-1700 (472 amino acids)
Biological process (GO): copper ion import
Cellular component (GO): plasma membrane; endosome
Molecular function (GO): ferric-chelate reductase (NADPH) activity; cupric reductase (NADH) activity
Source: RefSeq, a predicted model, not a curated record
GGAGUAGUACAUAAACUGCCUCAAGACCUGAUGUUCAAUCAGCUCCAGCAGUGAGUUAAGGAGAACAGACAGCAGAGUUUUCCAAGGGAAACAGGACAAGCUGCUAAUCUGAAGGCACGUUAGCUUUGAUACAUCUUUCUUUGGUAAAGGCACAUCACUGAGUUAUACUUCAGUCCAGCUGCCUGGACCCUGACAGAAGAACCCCCUGUAGGAGCGUUUUGUCCUGUGAAAGACAUAUCUCGUGUCUGAUCGCUGCCACGUCGGCUGACAGGUAGUGCAACAUGUCAGAGGAGGUAAAGCCAGAGAGCGUGACGCUGUAUCCCGUGAGUGCUGCAGCUGCCCCUGAACAGGAGGCGGUGUGCAUCUUUGGAACGGGGGACAUGGGACGCUCUCUGGGUCAACGUCUACUGCAGUCCGGCUACAGGUUGGUGUAUGGCAGCCGGAGACCUCACAGCUGCGGCCCCAUCCCUCCAGGAGCUCAGGUGAUGAGCCAUGAGAUAGCGGCGCAAUCAGCCAACCUGGUCUUUGUUUGUGUUCACAGAGAACACUAUGACUUCCUGGAGACACUUGCACCUCAACUCAAGGGGAAGGUGCUUGUGGACGUCAGCAACAAUCUCAAGAAGAAUAUGUACCCAGAAGCCAACGCCGAGUAUCUGCAGAGGUUAAUCCCUGGGGCCCAUGUGGUGAAGGCAUUUAACACCUUGUCAGCCUGGGCUCUUCAGAACGGACCUUCAGAUGCCAACAGACAGGUGUACCUGUGUGGAAACAGCCCUGAGGCCAAGCAGGCGGUGGCAGAGAUUGCCACCAAACUGGGCUUUGCUGUUCAGGAUAGAGGGUCCUUGGCUGCAGCCCGAGAGCUGGAGGAUUUUCCCCUGCAGCUGUUCCCAGAGUGGAGACUACCCAUGCACCUCACCAUUGGCCUUACUGCCGCCUUCUUCUUCUAUCUUCUCGCCAGAGAUGUGAUCUAUGCAUACGUUGACGAGGGAAAAGACAUCUCCUUCAGAAUCAUGGUGUCCCUGGCCAACAAGGUGUUUCCAAUUGUAUCUCUCAUCUUGCUGUCUCUCUGUUAUCUGCCCGGAGUCAUAGCUGCCGUUCUUCAACUCUACAGAGGAACCAAAUACAAACGUUUCCCUGACUGGUUGGAUCGCUGGAUGUUGUGCAGGAAACAGCUAGGUCUGAUAGCACUUGCCCUUGCUUCCCUGCACGUGCUUUAUACUCUAAUCAUCCCUAUAAGGUAUUAUGUAAGAUUCAGACUUGCAGCUCACACCAUCUCACAGAUCAGAGAGAACAAAACGUCUGUAUUUGACACAACCAUGGGCUGGAGAACCGACUCAUACUACUCCAUGGGGAUUCUGGGAUUUGGGCUGUAUGUCCUUUUGGGAAUUUCCUCUCUCCCUUCUGUCAGCAACGCUCUCAGCUGGAGAGAGUUCAGCUUCAUUCAGUCCAAGUUGGGAUACCUGACGUUGUUCUUCUGCACCUUUCAUACUUAUCUGUAUGGUUGGGACAAAUUCCUUCGUAUCUCGUACUACAAAUGGUACACUCCUCCUGGUUACAUGCUCUGCUUGGUGGUGCCGUCCGUGGUGCUGGUGCUCAAGGUGCUGCUUCUUUUGCCUUGUGUGGAUAAAAGCCUCACCCGCAUUCGGCAGGGCUGGGAGAGGACAGAUCCCGAGGAUAUCAGCAAGAAGUCGCUGCUAACAUAGGACUGUCAGAAACCGUCACAGACUUAGACAAAAAAAAAGCAUUGUCUUUUGGGAACACUCUAAAUGUAAUUAAACCUCAGCAAUACAGAAUUAAAAGGAGCACGAAAAUGAAAGCCUGUAGUACAUGGUAACAUACAGUAUUUACACCCACAUUUUAGACAAAUUAAGUUUUUUAAAGCUGUUUUGUAUCUUAAAGUAUUUUUCUGACUUACUACGCAAUAUCUUUACAUAUCUAUUGCUACUGAAGCCAAAAAACAACAAUAAUUUUCUUGUAUUCCCACUAAAGUACAUUAGACAAGCUUUUUGUUUUCUUUUUAAACUUCAGUGAUAUAAUGUUUGAUUACUCUGUAAAAGGAUUUUGUUUAUUUUUCCUUUUAUUAUAUACUCUCCUUGUAUGGAAAAUUGUAUAUUAGAGAAGGCUCUUCUGAUUAUCUUUGCUUCCACAGUUAUGUUAUGUUCAACCAGUAUUAAAGAGUAUUUAAAAUAAAGUUGAGCAAAUCUGAA